Messenger RNA from Paramuricea clavata, 854 nucleotides. The record is from the annotation of a GenBank genome assembly. NCBI's taxonomy places the organism in Eukaryota, Metazoa, Cnidaria, Anthozoa, Malacalcyonacea, Plexauridae.
AUGUCUAAAGAUUCUAUAUCAGAUACGUUUUCGUCUAUGAAUGUUGUUGGCCUCAAAAAAUAUUUGCAAGAACGUGGCGUAACAGUCCAUGGCUACCUGAAGCCCGCUUUGGUAGUUAUUGCUUCUGCUGUCGAGAAAAUGAUGCUACCAAAAGAUCCCAAUUUUGAAUGUGACGACGCAGAGAAAAUUUAAAGAAACGAUUAAUAAUUCAUGAUGUUGCGGUAUCGGAUCCGUUCACUUUGCCUACGCAGAAUAAUUUUAUAGACUCGCCGCCAUUUGGACUUUACGACAUUUUUAAUCAUUUGAUCUACCAUUCGACUGAUUACGACAAACAAGGACUUGCAUCUUACAAAUCAUACGACGAUUAUCGCUUGUUUGACGAUGGCUAUGUGGAAUCUUUGUCUACUACAUAUUUAAAGGAAUGCGGAUUGCACGUUUAUGUUGGAAAAGUAAACCCGACAAUGCGAAUGAAAACAGACGAGGGUAAGGAACAAUACGAUUUGUGGUUUAUAUUGGAAGGAAAGGGGCCAAACCGAGGAAGUGUUAUCGAGGCAUUUUGUAAGUGCAAAGGGGGACGAGAUGGCGGAUGGAAGCAUAUCGCAGCAGCGAUGUACUCUCUUGAGUUUCUUUUAAACACUGAGGGGAAAGACAGUGUGACAAGUGGAGUGUGUUUGUGGAAAAGAAGGCAACGAGCAAGCAUUAAACCUUGUGAGGUAAAGGAUGUAAACAUUUCCAAAUGUGAAUACGGUGAUCCAAGUAAAAAGAGAAAACAUGAAUAUGUGUGGCUACAGAACAUCGACCAUGAUCCAAGAGAGGAAAGAUUUCGGAAGAAAAGUCGCAUGAUGAUAUGGUGA